AUGGAGACUGGUGUGGAGCAUGCUGGGCAGAAAAGGCAAGUCUUACUUCUUUGUAUGUUUCUGGGUGUGUCCUGGGCUGGCGCCGAACCGCUUCGCUAUUCUGUGGCGGAGGAAACCGAGAGAGGCACGUUUCUGGCCAACCUUGCAAAUGACCUGGAGUUGGGGGUGGGAGAACUGUCAGCCCGAGCAUGUAGAAUCGUUUCAGACCAGAACAUACAAUUUUUACUACUCAGUCCGCUUACUGGGGAUUUAAUAGUAAAUGAGAAAUUAGACCGAGAGGAACUGUGCGGCCCCACCGAUCCCUGUGUGCUGCCUUUCCAGUUAUUACUGGAAAAGCCUUUUCAGAUUUUCCGUGCUGAACUAUGGGUCAGGGACAUCAACGAUCAUUCUCCAGUAUUUCUAGAUAGAGAAAUUCUCUUGAAAAUAUUAGAAAGUACCCCUCCAGGGGAGGCAAUUCUCCUAGAACGUGCACAGGAUUCAGAUGUUGGAGUCAACAGCCUGAGUAACUACACCAUCAACCCGAAUGCCUAUUUCCAUAUUAAUGUCCAUGAUAGCGGUGAGGGUACUAUCUAUCCUGAAUUGAUACUGGAUGAAGUGCUCGAUCGCGAGGAGGUGCCUGAGCUCAGUUUAACCCUCACAGCCUUGGAUGGUGGCUCUCCGCCUAGAUCCGGCACCGCCCUGGUACGCAUCCUGGUCUUGGAUAUUAACGACAACGCUCCUAAAUUUGUGCAGUCGCUCUACGAGGUGCAAGUGCCCGAGAACAGCCCUGUCGGUUCUCUAGUUGUCACCGUGUCAGCUAGUGACUUAGAUACCGGAAGCAAUGGGGAAAUAGUUUAUGCAUUUUUUUAUGCCACUGAAAGAAUUCUCAAAACGUUUGAAAUCAAUUCGACAUCUGGCGAUCUUCAUCUUAGAGCCGAGCUGGACUAUGAGGCAACUCAAACUUAUACAUUAACUAUUCAGGCCAAAGACGGCGGAGGGCUUUCUGGAAAAUGUACUGUGGUGGUGCAGGUAACAGAUAUAAAUGAUAACCCACCGGAACUGCUCAUGUCAUCACUUACUAGCCCAAUUGCAGAAAACUCACCCGACACAGUCGUUGCUGUUUUUAGAAUUAGAGACAGAGAUUCAGGGAACAAUGGAAAAAUGAUGUGCUCCAUCCAGGACGAUCUCCCAUUCCUCCUGAAGCCAUCAGUUGAGAAUUUUUACACUUUGGUAACAGAGAAACCUUUGGACAGAGAGUGGAACGCCGACUACAACGUCACAAUCACUGUCACCGACUUGGGGUCACCCAGGCUGAAAAGCGAGCACAACAUAAGGGUGCUGGUCUCUGACAUCAAUGACAAUGCUCCAACUUUCACACAAACCUCUUACACCCUGUUCAUCCGCGAGAACAACAGCCCCGCCCUGCACAUAGGCAGCGUCAGCGCCACAGACAGAGACUCAGGCACCAACGCCCAACUCACCUACUCGCUGCUGCCGCCCCAGGACCCGCACCUCCCUCUCGACUCCUUGGUCUCCAUCAACGCGGACAGCGGGCACCUGUUCGCUCUCAGGUCGCUGGAUUACGAGGCCCUGCGAGCCUUCGAGUUCCGCGUGGGCGCCACAGACGCAGGCUCCCCGGCGCUGCUGAGCGAGCGCGACGCUGCCAAGCACAGACUCGUCGUUCUGGUCAAGGACAAUGGCGAGCCGCCAAUGUCGGCCACCGUCACGGUGCACGUGCUAGUGGUGGACGGCUUCUCGCAGCCCUACCUGCAGCUCCCUGAGGUGGCCCCGGAUGAUGCCCAGGCCGACUCGCUCACCGUCUACUUGGUCAUUGCGUUGGCGUCGGUCUCUUCUCUCUUCCUGUUUUCUGUGCUCCUGUUCAUAGCGGUGAGGCUGUGCAGGAGGAACAGUGCGGCCUCGGUGAACCGCUUCUCGGUGCCCGAGGGCCACUUUCCGGGCCACUUGGUGGAAGUCAGUGGAACCGGGACCCUGUCCCAGAAUUACAAGUAUGAAGUUUGUCUGACCAGAGGCUCAGAGACCAGCGAGUUCAAGUUCCUGAAGCCGAUUUUACCCAGUUUCCAGAGCCACUCCCCUGGGUCAGGCACAGAAGAAAACCCCAACUUUAGGAAUGAUUUUGGUUUCAGUUUUCAGUGA
Trichechus manatus latirostris (Florida manatee) is the source of this 2133-nucleotide messenger RNA. Its product is annotated as protocadherin beta-7. Bases 1 to 2133 code for a protein of 710 amino acids. Lineage: Eukaryota; Metazoa; Chordata; Mammalia; Sirenia; Trichechidae. The transcript is spliced from 2 exons. Gene Ontology annotation, biological process: homophilic cell-cell adhesion. Gene Ontology annotation, molecular function: calcium ion binding. Gene Ontology annotation, cellular component: plasma membrane. The record is from RefSeq and is a predicted model, not a curated record.